AUGCAUAAAGAACCACCAGCGCAGAAGAAAAAAGUCUGGUUUGAAAUUUGUCCCUCAGACACUCUAGUGUUGUUUAGCGGGCCCUUGGGGCCACCCACAUGCUUCCUUCACAGUGAAAACAUCGAAUCUUUUCACUUGCUUGAUCUUCUCUUAGCGACGUGUCACCGCCUCGCCGCCGACACCGGUGCUCAAAAAGGCCUCUCUUCCCUCGCAGAGGCCACUUCCUCCAUAUACAUACACCAUGUUACUACGAUAGCACAAGCCUACUCUCCUCUUAUCCCAUCUCCCAGAGCCUACCGUUGGCAUGGCGACCUACAACAAUGAUCUCCCACCUGUGACUGACCUCGACAAGGUCAGCACCUCUCAUCCCAACCUCACCACACCUCCAAGUCAAAGCGUCGAAGCAUUGAAAGAUAUCGUCUUUGGAUCAACAGCCGGAGUGCUGGGAAAAUUCGUCGAGUAUCCUUUUGACACUGUCAAGGUGCGGCUACAAUCGCAGUCUCACGACCCGGGCGCACAGCGAUUGAGAGGACCCCUCGAUGCCUUCUCCGCUGCUUUUCGAAGUCCCGAGGGCCCCCUUGUGUCUCUGUACCGAGGAAUCAGCGCACCACUUCUAGGAGCCGCGAUCGAGACAUCAUCCUUGUUCUUCAGCUAUCGUAUCGCUCAGGACAUUGUCGUAGCGGCUACCCCAUCCCUUCGCAAACAACGAGAUCAGAACAACGGGAAAGUCGAGCUGCAUUUCUCCUCGCUUGUCGCUUGCGGUGCCGCCUCUGGUGCAUUUACCUCCAUCCUCCUCACGCCCAUCGAGCUCAUCAAGUGCAAGAUGCAAGUACCAGUUCACUCGUCUCGCACUGGUUACCCGGCCCGAAGUCUUCCUGGUCCCCUGGAUUUGGUCCGCACAAUCUUCCGCACUCAGGGCCUCAUGGGUUUCUGGCACGGUCAGAUGGGUACUUUGAUACGCGAAACUGGUGGAUCGGCAGCUUGGUUCGGCUCAUACGAGGGUGUUAAGAUGCUCUUCCAAAAGUACGAUUCGUCGGUGUCUCAGAUUACGGACGUCAAAAUUUGGCAGCAGGUGUUAGCUGGUGCAACAGCAGGCAUGUCGUACAAUUUCGUGUUCUACCCAGCGGACACGAUCAAGUCGCGAAUGCAAACGAGCACCAACGACAUCUCGGGCCUUAAGAAGAUGACUUUCGCAUCGACUGGAAGAGAGCUGUGGAAGGGACAAGGAUUGAAAGGAUUCUACCGUGGCUGCGGGAUCACCGUGUUCAGAGCCGCACCGAGUUCGGCCAUCAUUUUCAGCAUCUACGAGGCGUUGAGGAAACACUUUGGAUAGAAGACUGCACGAAUUGACGAAACAUUUUACGAAGAUCAUGUGGCGUUUCGGCAUAUGAGGAAGUUUAAAGA
Messenger RNA from Exophiala viscosa, 1404 nucleotides. RefSeq names its product MC family mitochondrial carrier protein. Gene Ontology annotation, molecular function: L-ornithine transmembrane transporter activity. Gene Ontology annotation, biological process: mitochondrial L-ornithine transmembrane transport. Bases 305 to 1333 code for a protein of 342 amino acids. The transcript has a single exon. The record is from RefSeq and is a predicted model, not a curated record. Lineage: Eukaryota; Fungi; Ascomycota; Eurotiomycetes; Chaetothyriales; Herpotrichiellaceae. Gene Ontology annotation, cellular component: mitochondrion.